Molecule: messenger RNA, 1807 nt
Organism: Homalodisca vitripennis (glassy-winged sharpshooter)
Lineage: Eukaryota; Metazoa; Arthropoda; Insecta; Hemiptera; Cicadellidae
Product: SET domain-containing protein SmydA-8-like
Exons: 8
Coding region: 118-1713 (531 amino acids)
Molecular function (GO): protein binding
Source: RefSeq, a predicted model, not a curated record
GAUAAUAGUUGGAGCACAAUGGGGGGGAGGGGGGAGCGCAAGCACCGGCCAAAUUGAGUCAAUGUGAGUUACCGCCUCAUUGUUAUUGAGUUAACACCACUACACCACCUGACUGAGAUGGUGGGCCAGACAUGUUCCAUCUGCCAGGGAGAGGCGAGUAAACGCUGUGGAGGCUGCCAUAUGGUCUCCUAUUGCGGAAAGGAACACCAGAAACAGGACUGGAUCAGGCACAAACUUUUGUGUAAACCUUUCAAGGUCUCUGAGGACAAGAUUUUAGGACGCCACCUGGUGGCCACUCGAGAUAUAAAAGCUGGCGAGGUGGUGUUGAGAGAGAGUCCUCUACUACAGGGUCCCAGCCAGGUGACCGGACCCGUAUGUCUCUCUUGCCUCCAGGCAAUCUCACAACACAACAGCGAGCCCUGUGACAAGUGUGGAUGGCCCUUGUGUCGCAAACCUUCCUGCCGCCAGUCAAAGCAGCACCUCCCAGAGUGCCGCUGGACUGUGGAGAAAAAGAAAUCACCAGUGAAGAUCAGCCACUUCGUCAGUCCGCAUCCAAGCUACGAGUGUAUAACAACACUACGGAUGUGUUAUGCGAGGGACAACAACCCCACUCUGUGGGAGAAAUUGAAGUCUCUUCAGUCCCACGUGGAAGAGAGGAGAGAAACCCAAAAGUACAAAGAGGACACCAGAUCGAUUGCUCAGUUCCUGCGGCGGUUUUACAAACUCGAAGAUGAAUUUUCAGACGAUGAAAUAAUGGAUAUCUGGGGAGUUAUUCAGGUGAAUGGUCACGAAGUACCUGUCAGCCACCCGUCACACGUGGCCGUCUACGACCUAUCAUCCAUGCUGGAACACAGUUGUCAUCCCAACUGCUCCAAGAGCUUCACCAACACCGGCAGCAUCGUGAUACGAGCCGUCGAUAGAAUCCCUGAAGGAGGUCAUCUCUCCAUAUGUUACACAGACAGUCUGUGGGGCACAGGCAACAGACAGUACCACCUCUUAGACACCAAGUUCUUCUCCUGCAAAUGCCCCAGAUGUGUGGAUCCCACGGAGCUUGGAACCUACUUCAGCGCUCUCAUUUGUGAAAAAAGCGAUUGCCGGGGUCCAGUUCUACCGGAGAAUCUGUGCUCCAUGACUUCGGACUCGGCCUGGACCUGUGCCCGGUGUAGUCACUCUCUGUCCGACCAGCAAGUCGAGGAUCUCCUGCAUCAAGCCGGGAACGAGCUGGCGACUCUGGCCUCACAAGAGGUUCAGGCCUCCUUCCGCUUCCUGGAGCGCUGGAACUCUCGCUUCCACCGCAACCACUACUACCUCACCGAGGUCGGCGUGGCUCUAGCGCAGAGGCUCGGCCAAGAGGGAGUCCAGACACUCUCAGAUCAACAUCUUCAAGCGAAAAUUGACCUCUGCCGGCAUCUUCUGGAACUGCUAGCAACAAUUGCUCCAGGAGAGUGUAGAUUACUGGGACUUCUGAACUUCGAGCUCCACGCGGCUCUGGCGGAACUGGGUCGCAGAAGUAUCCUCCGUGGUGCACCGGACAUCCAGCAAACAUUACUGGAAUCGAGAAGUUGUUUGGAAAGAACUAUAUACUUCCUUGAACAAGAACCCGACGUACUUCCAGAAGGCAAGGUUCUGGCGCAAGCAAGAGUGAACAAGAAAGAGCUUGACAGAACCCUGCAGAGCGUCCACAGCAUGACAUCCGGCAUUCCUGCAAUGUAGCAUCGUUACUCUGUGUGUACGUCCGGGCUGUGAUCAGUUACUGAGCAUUUUGUUUGUUACGAUUGUCAUUGUUGAAAUAAACUAUUAAACCAAU